AUGGUGACCAAGUGGCGGCUCUUCCUGUUUCUUGUGCUUGUUGUCAUUGUGGUUUACUCUCCCUCCACUGCGCUUGGGGUCAAGCACCAGCUCGUUUGCGACGGUGUUUGCGAUUGGAGCAACAAGGCGGUGUGGGACCCUCCGCAUGUGCCAAACUCCGACUCGGACGUGGUUAUCACUCUGGAGAGCGGCAGUGAUCUCAAGCUCACUUUGCCAACCGAUCUCCAGGCAACUGCUAGAUCGAUGAGUGUGACUCCAAAGGAUGGCUUUGGUGAGCUUGAUGCUUCAUUCUCUGUCGUAUGCGACUCAUCAAGCUCCAUUGCCUUCACGUCGACGGAGUCCUCCAUCGCUGCGCCCCGCCUCAACAUCAACUGCAUGCUCAACGGGCCAAUGCACUUUGGCCCUCAUCCAGUCGUUAACCUCAAGCUGGCGGCGGUGAAUGCGGCUUUUGAACAGUUAGGUAUUUACCUGAUGGUCCAGCUCUCGCCAUACAUCUCAACCCAGCCGUCGCAAUGGUCCUCCUCCAGCUAUCAAUUAUUCACCGGCCUAGUCAUCACCGAUCCAGCUGUCGAGGUGAUCUUCAUCAGUGGCUUGUUUGAUAACGCAAUCAUGUCUAUUCUGCGUGGGCCGGCGAGCCCCUCGGGUGAACCGCCGUCUCUCCCGCAAGUCACUUUCAACACGACGGCCACAAUCGGCGCCGAAGUGAGCAACAUCGACUUGAAGAUCGGCUCACAGGGCGCCGUCACGUAUGGCAAUACACUGUUCUCGCUCUCGUUUUCCGUCGGCUCCAUCGACGUCGACGGCGGCAAGCUGAUCUUCGGCGACGGCUACGACAUGGUGGUCGACCUGGUCAACCCGCGGUUUCUCGCCCCAAUCAACGUCCGCAACGGCGGCGAGAUACACCUCGGGAUCGGCACCAAAGUGACGCUCCGGGGGGUUUAUCCGCGGAUUAGCCAUGGAACAGUUUCAGGCCCUGGUACACUUGUCCUCGCCGGCAUCAGCCAGGCACUUGUUCGCUACGAUAUGCUGCGCGACAUGAUGUGCUCGGAUGCGGUGACCUACAUCGACAAGCCCGCUGUGAUGCUUGACAACGGCGGCUCGCCACAAGACUUUCUUAUCCCGCUCACAAACUGUGACUUUCUACAAAGCUCGGGUGCCGGCUUCAACCUGAGCCUCGUGUCGGCGAUGCUUGAGUUUGACGAUAACGCCGACGUUCAGCCGAACUUUCCGCCCUCGCCGACGCCACUUGUUCUGGGCUCGCAUCUCCAGGUCUCGAUGGUCAACUUUCCGUGCUUCAAGCUCGGCUACUCUCGGGUGAUCUUCUCAGCGCCCAAGAUUGUUGGCCACAUCGAGCGUGUGGUGGCGGACCGCCGCUUUGUCACCAUCAACGGCUUUGGCCUGGCAAGCGCCAUCGAGCACGACAGCGUGAUGGACCAGGACAAUGCGGUUGUGUACUGCACAAACGCGCCUGCACCGGCCGAGUGGCAGCCAUCGUCGCUGACCGCCAAGCAGAAGCAUCUCAUGCUCGCCAUCACCUGUGGCAUCUUUGUUCUGGCUGCUAUCGGCGCAUCUGUCUGGGUCAGGUCGUUUGGCCUCAACGAAGUGGCGCUCGACAUUGUGAAGACUAUCCGGCGCGGAUACCGGUCGAUCAAGUCUUUGGGCGGGUGCACUGUCCUUGCCGCGUUUGUCCUGACUGCAUUCCUUGCUCCCUUUGUAGUCGAGGGCGCAGUCAUGGCAGUCGCUGCCUUUGCGCUCCUUCCUCUCGCCUGGAUGGUGGCCAAGCUCGAGUCACGAGCGCUGCCGCUCUACUUUCUCAUUGUCCUCUUCAUCCACUUUGGCGGGCUUGCUGAUCUGCUUGCCGACAUUGCACUGUUGGUCAAGGUGGUCAUUGUCUCGCAGCGCGACCAGUACAGCGACUCGUCGUCGUCGUCAUCAUCGUCGUCGUACCGCGGUGUGCUUGGCGCAGAAAGUAGUGAGUCUGACGAAGACGAGGUCAAGGAGCAGCUCGAGACGACCUUUCUCAUUGUCCGGCUCAUUCUCACCAUUGUUGGCGUCAUCCCGUCGAUGGUGGUGUACAAGCUCUCGGCGGAAAUGAGCCGGGCAAACCGGAUCACUGCAAACCGGGCGGAGGGCUUGCCAGAUGACACAGACAAGAGCCGCGACCCGCCGGAUCUGACGUGCCAGAACGCUCCGAUGUUUUUCAUGAUGCUUGUGGUGUGGAAGAUCGGACUCGCGUUCAUCCGGGUGAAGAUGAUGUGGAUGAUGGUCAAGAGCAUGUUCCGCCACGGCUUCCGCACCCUUGAUCACGCCACCCACCACUCGAUUCAAAAGCUUGAGUCGCUACUCGCGCUUGAUUUGCUGUGGUCAGGCCUCCCGCUCGGCGUGCUCACCGCCACCGAGCUCAUCUACUUCAACGAGCUCUCGCACAUUGCUUGGGCCCAGCAGUUUGAGAUCAUCAAGCUCUCAGCGCUGGCCAUCGACUGCAUUGGCUUUUGCGCCCUCGUUUACAUGGGCUUUGCCCACGGCCCAAGCCAUGGCCACAGCCACAGCCACGGCGACGGCAGCGACCACGAGCGCAUCGACCACAGUGCCCCCAGUUUCCCUACCGAGCGCACCAGGCUCAUCAACCAUUGAACGCAUA
Thecamonas trahens ATCC 50062 is the source of this 2641-nucleotide messenger RNA. RefSeq lists its product as uncharacterized. The coding region runs from base 1 to 2634 and encodes 877 amino acids. The transcript has a single exon. Lineage: Eukaryota; Apusomonadida; Apusomonadidae. The record is from RefSeq and is a predicted model, not a curated record.